Malus domestica (apple) is the source of this 1290-nucleotide messenger RNA. RefSeq names its product probable WRKY transcription factor 13. Lineage: Eukaryota; Viridiplantae; Streptophyta; Magnoliopsida; Rosales; Rosaceae. Gene Ontology annotation, molecular function: DNA-binding transcription factor activity; sequence-specific DNA binding. Gene Ontology annotation, biological process: regulation of DNA-templated transcription. The record is from RefSeq and is a predicted model, not a curated record.
UUCCAUGUAUAUAUCCUUGAAGUUUGAGUGAGACCCUCCUGCCUCCCUGGUGCUUUUAAUCUAAACUUUGCGUAUGGUUGUUUCCCAGAUAGAUUUACUUGGAUUAUCAUCUCCCUACAAGGCUAAUAACCUUAAUUAUAUUUCUUAUUGAUCCUCUACACCAUAUAUACAAGAAGAGAGAGAGAGAGAGAGAGAGAGAGAGAGAGAGAUGGCAUCUAGAACGUCCCACGCAGCCAUUCUCAACCACCACCACCACCAGCAGCCGCUGGGUUUGUUUGAGAAUCAAGAGGGAGAGGGCUGUAAUACACAGACGGAUUUCUUUCCUUUCCCACAAAACUUGACCUUUUCAUCGUUGCCCUUGGUAGGUCACCAAUCUCUCAAAGGCGGCUUGAGCACGGCUAGCAUAGCUUCUGAUGAUGCACCUUCAACUACCACUCUCUCUGAAACCCUAGUCCCCCGGCCAUCACUUACUCCUCCUCUGAGGCAUAAACAAGAUCAUAACAUCACUACUAGUUCUGAAUUUGGCGGAGGAGGAGGAGGAGGAGGAGGAGGACCCCAUGGCCAUCUCCUUUCUCUGCAAAGAUCCACCGCAAAUCUCUGGGCAUGGGGAGACGUGAGUGAUGAGUACUGCCUGAGCAGCAAGAGAUCAAGCGGCGGAGACGACAGCCAUCAUCCUUAUUUAGGAGGGCUUUCGGCAAUGAAGAUGAAGAAGAUGAAGGCAAUUAGGAGGAAGGUAAGGGAGCCUAGGUUUUGCUUCAAAACCCUGAGCGAUGUCGAUGUGCUUGAUGAUGGUUACAAGUGGAGAAAGUACGGACAGAAAGUGGUAAAGAACACACAGCAUCCAAGGAGUUAUUAUCGUUGUACGAUGGAUAACUGCCGCGUAAAGAAACGAGUAGAGCGAUUAGCCGAGGACCCGAGGAUGGUGAUCACAACGUAUGAAGGGAGACACGUACAUUCUCCAUCUCAUGAUCUUGAUGAUCAAGAUUCACGAUCUCCGUCGCACCUGAACAACUUCUUCUGGUAGCUACCCAGACUGCUACCUACUACUGUAUAUUAACUCAUAAUAGCCUCAUGAGCUCUCGUUUUCGUUUUUGUUUUCAGUUCUAGUUUUUGUUUGGUGUUUUUUUUUUUUUUUUUUUGGUUAUGGAUUCAAACGAUCACCCUCAUAUUAUACCUAGCUUGCUGCACUCUGGUUGUGUAUGCAUGUGUCUUUGACUGCAUGUAUUUGAGAAAUUUUAUGUGUAUCUGGAAUAUAAGGUGGUAUAUGAAGUGGAGGGACAUCGAAAAAUA